Messenger RNA from Dunckerocampus dactyliophorus (ringed pipefish), 797 nucleotides. RefSeq names its product INO80 complex subunit E (gene ino80e). Bases 35 to 787 code for a protein of 250 amino acids. Gene Ontology annotation, biological process: chromatin remodeling. NCBI's taxonomy places the organism in Eukaryota, Metazoa, Chordata, Actinopteri, Syngnathiformes, Syngnathidae. Gene Ontology annotation, cellular component: nucleus; Ino80 complex. The record is from RefSeq and is a predicted model, not a curated record. The transcript is spliced from 8 exons.
GACGUAAUUACGCUAACGGCGUAAACAUAACAACAUGUCGCUAAGACAGACUCAAGGAAGAGAAAUGAAUGGUCAACCGGACGUGGAAGUCGACUACAAGCGAAAGUACAGAAAUCUCAAACGGAAGUUGAAAUUUCUCGUUUAUGAACACGAAUGCUUUCAAGAGGAACUAAGGAGGGCACAGAGAAAGCUCCUCAAAGUCUCCAGAGACAAAAGCUUCCUUCUGGACCGGCUGCUGCACUAUGAGAGGGUAGAUGAAGACUCCUCAGAUUCCGAUGCAACCGUUUCUUCAGAAAACAGCGAGGGAGAAGUACUCAGGGAGAGGGAUAGAGAACGAGAGGGAGCAAAGAAGCGAAGAAGUAGCCCGGGCAUGUGCCUACCGUCAUCAUCCUCGUCGCCUCAUCUCUCCCUGCUGUCCCGUCCAGGUGUUCACCCCCUGCAGUCUUCAGGCUCAGGACCUUACCUCAACACUAUGCCCUUCCCACCAGAGUAUUUGGCUCCACAUGCUGAACGAGUGAAGAAAGAGAGGAAAGCAAAGGUGCCCAAAAGCAAGAAAGACACUACGGGGAAGGUUGUCACACCAAUGGCAGCUAAUUACCCAUCGGGGCCGGCGGCGGCAACUGCUGCUUCGGCGGCCAGUGGGCCUUUCAGCUGGGUCCCUAGACAGAUGCUCAGCGGGGACGCCGCAGAGGAGGAGGGAGACAGCGAUGCCGACAGCGACAGAGGAGAUGAAGACAGAGGCGAGGGAGACGAGGCAGAGCUAGUCAUUGACAUCCCUAAUGAGUGAGAUUGACUGA